AUGGCUAUCUUUGUUUUAUAGAGAACCAAUAAAUAAUAUAGAUAAUCAUUUUUAUUCACUAUUACCGAUAAUUCUUAAGGUAGUUUUAUUAUUAUCAUUAGAAUCCAAGAAAUGAUUAUUCCUUUAUUGCUUGAUGACCCUUUUGCUUAUUUUACAUUCGAUCAGAAUCACUUGUCAUUUUAAAUCAAACUAUCAAAUUUUUCAGAAUUUCCCUAAUUCAAUCCAUUCUAAUAAAAUUAAAGUAAUUUAAAGGCUUUAUUAAGAAAGUAUGUAAUAUUUGGAACUACUUUAGAAGAUUUCAUUUUUAAUAGAGUUAACACUCAUAAUAAUAAAUUACUAGUAAAUAAGAUUCUUGAAUUAAAUAACCAUAAAAAGCCUAAUGAAAAAUUAAUAAUAAAAUAUUCUGAAUUCUAUAUAACAGAAUUGAUGUUCAUGAUUGUAAUUGAUUAGAAACAAUAAAUUAUUUUAUCUUAAAAAUAAAAAAUUUAGAAACUUGAAAAAGGAAUUAAAGUUUUCAUAGAUGGUAUAAAUAAAUUUUUGUAAGCUCAACUCAAUUUAAUCAAUAAAUCUAAUUUAGACAGAAACUCUUUCUAUAAAAUGUAAACUAAAUUAAUGUACAUUUUAACUAAAUUUUCUAUUACAAAAGAUAUUGGUCUUUCUUCCUGUAACAUUAAUUCAAAAAUUAAUUACUUUAUUAAAUUAUAUCAAAAAGCUUAUAAUAUUCAAAUUUAAUGUCAAUAUCAUAUGGAUCAUGAUUUUUAUAUAAUAACAAUGAAAUAAAUGUUAAAUUAAUUACUCAUCAAAUUAAUGACCUUUUUGUCUAAACUUAAUGAAGAUUAGAUUUCAAUUGAAAUUUUCUCUGAACAAAAUUAUAUUGAUUUAAUUAUUUACACAAAAUCUAUAGCUGCAUUAAAUGUAAAACUUUAAAAAAAAACGAAUUUUAGAAAAAUCUUAAAAUAAAUAGGACCAUUUGAUAAAUUAAUUGUAAAUUAGGAAAGUAAUUUUAUUUUAUUAUUAAAGGUGUAAUUAUUCGUUUAUACAAAAAUAUGGGACAUUUAGAAGAUAUGAAUCCAUUUGAAUUAUCUUGA
Molecule: messenger RNA, 1088 nt
Organism: Paramecium pentaurelia
Lineage: Eukaryota; Ciliophora; Oligohymenophorea; Peniculida; Parameciidae
Source: the annotation of a GenBank genome assembly